Molecule: messenger RNA, 1395 nt
Organism: Sinocyclocheilus grahami
Lineage: Eukaryota; Metazoa; Chordata; Actinopteri; Cypriniformes; Cyprinidae
Exons: 12
Coding region: 12-1361 (449 amino acids)
Biological process (GO): cell surface receptor signaling pathway; immune response
Cellular component (GO): external side of plasma membrane
Molecular function (GO): transmembrane signaling receptor activity
Source: RefSeq, a predicted model, not a curated record
AUUCAGUCAGUAUGGAACUUCCUCUUGUGCUCUUGCUGAUUUCAAACAUCCACUCUGGACACACUGAAGAUAGAGCCCAGGCAGUUUUAAGUGUUUCUCCACAGAAGUGGUUGACUGAAGGAGAUCCAGUGACUCUGAUCUGUGAGGUUUACGGCUCCUCUACAGGCUGGACAUUCAGCUGGUUCUCUGUAAAUGCUUCAUCAGACAUAAGCAGUCGUUAUAAGCUGCUCUCAGACAGCAGCAGAGGAGCUGGAGGAAACUACACUGUCAGUUCUGUUGCUCUAAAUCACACAGGAGUUUAUGUGUGCAGAGCAGAGAGAGGAAAACCAGUCUAUAAAACAACCUACAGCAAAACACAGCCAGUAUGGGUCACUGGUGUUUCUCCUCCAGUCUCUCUGAUCAUCAGUCCCAGCAGAACUCAACACUUCCCAUCUGUCUCUCUCUCUCUGAGCUGUAAAGGCCAGAGUAACUCUGAUAGAUGGAGAGUGAGAAGAUACACAGGGAGUUGGCGGCUGCAAGAUUGUUCAUCAUUACGCCGGGCAUCACAAACAGGAUCUACAUGUACAAUCAACUCCACCAUCACAUCAGACACAGGAGUGUACUGGUGUCAGUCUGAAUCUGGAGAGAACUAUCAUCCUAUUAAUAUCACUGUACACUUUGGUGUGAUUCUGGAGAGUCCUGUUCAUCCUGUGACAGAAGGAGAUACUCUGACUCUACGCUGUUUAUAUCAACAUUCAACCCCACUAAACCUCAGAGCUGAUUUCUAUAAAGAUGGAUCACUCAUCCAGAAUCAAACUACAGAGAUGAUCAUCUCUACUGUCUCAAAGUCACAUGAGGGUUUCUACUACUGCAAACACCCAGAGAGAGGAGAGUCACCCAAGAGCUGGAUCUCAGUCAGAGCCUCAAGGUCUGAUGGUCUCAAUCCUGUGAUAAUUGGAGUGACUGCAGGACUGAUCGUAACGUUUUUGAUCAUUGUCGUCUUGGUCCUGCUGUGGCACUACAGAAACAACAAAGGUGUAAGAUCUCAGUCUCGCUCUAGUGUCAGUCAACAGCAGAACAGCAGUCAGACAUCAGAGCAGAACCAGAGUGACGCGGGAAACAACACACUGCUGUCUGGAACUGCUCAUAUUUAUGACUCUAUUGAUGCAACCAUUAAUAAAGACAUAAACACAGACCGUGAAAGUGGGCCUACUGAACUCACCUAUGCUGAGAUUGAACACAAAUCUACUAAGAAACAGAAGAAAAAGAAAGAAAACAAAGGGAACAACACUGAGAGUUGUGUCUGUGUUUACUCUAAACUGAAGUUGGAAAUGGAUCAAGGUGCUGGAUCUAAUGAUGUGACGUAUGCUCAGAUUAAAUAAAUGCCUGGAGGAGAAACUUUCAAUCCAAAGACGC